AUGACUAUAUGGUGCAACUCCUGCAAGUGUCAUGUGAGGGCUCCGUGCACGCUCCCUCACCACGUGCACAAGCCCAACAUGGUCUCCCACAGAUCCACCAAAGGAGCGUCCAAAGCCCGACGGGACCACAUCAAUCACGAGAUCAGGAAAAUGCGGGCUCUGCUGCCCACCACCCAUGACGACCAGGAGCGUCUGUCCUACCUGCACUCCAUGGCAGCCAUCUGCACCUACAUCAGGAAGUCUGUCCUCCUCCGAGGAGUCCUCCCUGGGGACGGAUCGCACUGUUCUCUACCGUACGAGGCCUUUCUCCAGGCUCUGCACGGCUUCAUCCUGGUCACCACCUCCCACGGGAAACUGGUCUAUGUGUCGGAAAAUGUAGCAGAAUACCUGGGUCUGUCAAUGAUUGACGUGCUUCAAGGAGACACUUUCUAUGACAUGGUGGAACCCUUUGAUGUCGACGAUGUAAAAUCAAACCUGGACAUGGAAAACAACUCAUCAACAGAGCGAAGCUUCAUAUGUUGUAUGCAAACCUCCAAGGCCUUCAAGCUGCACCACAGCAGCUAUUGCUCCAUGCUGGUCAGAGGCAGCUUCCAGUCCGUCCCUCUGCCCCGUCCGUCCUCCUCUGACGCCACCGAGCCUCUGUUUGUGGCCCUGUGCACCCCCACAGUGAACCGGCUGAGCAGCUCCGACUCCAGCUUCUGUCACAGCUUCACCAGCGUCCACAGGCUGGACAUGACCUACACUCAGCUGUCAGACAGUGUUUUAUACUAUCUGGGGUAUUCAGCCGAUGAGAUGACCGGUCGAUCGUGGUACAGCCUCGUCCACCCUGACGACCUUUCGCUGAGUGCAGAUUCUCACAGAAGUAUAAUGGACACAGAUGAGGGCCUCCAGGUGGAGAUGGUACUGAGACUCCAGUGCAAGGAUCUGUCAUGGGCCUGGGCCUACACUCGAGCUAACAAGGACUCUGAGUGUCAGGGCAUCAGUUGCACUAACUACAUCAUCAGUGAAACAGAGGCCAGAUUCCUGCAGAAGGAAAUUGGCAGCGAUGCCUUCAGGCCAUCAUCUCCGGCGAACUCCUGCCAUAUUGCAGCUCAACAGGCGCCACACUCUCAGACCUACAAUAACACUAAAUCUUUCAAAAGGCAGAGGACUUCCGACAGCCAGAGCGAGGAGCCAGCAGGUGCCAGAGUGAGGAGGGAGUCGGAGCAAGGCUACGUGGCGUGUGUCUACUCCCGAGGUGGGAGCUCACCUGUUCCCUCGGGUGACGUCCCCACCGCUCUCUUCACGCCUCCCUACAGCCCGGCCUCCUCCGGCUCCCCUCUGCAGCAGGAAGAGCUCAGCCAUGACCUCCUGAUGGAUGUGCACGGAUACGGGGAUCAGCUGCUGUCCUCCCCGGAGGCCUCUCCCUCCUACUACUCCUACCCAGAGGCAGCGCUCACCUGUCACCCAAGGCCCUCCGACUCCCUCCCUAUGGCCGCUGAACACUCCUUUGACCAGGCAGCCUUUGGUGCGGUCAGGCCGCCCUCUCCGCUCUCCUCCUCAUCUCCAAACUAUGAUUUCCAGUCUUGUACAUCUAAUGCUCGAUUGGUUCCAGACUGCCUGUCGGCGUCCGACAUGUGUGGGAGCCCGGUGGAAUGUGCCCUGCAUCAAGACGAUUUCAGCCUUCUAGAGCAGCCAGAAGGGGGCGACCUUUUGCAAGUGCAACAUGUGCCCCACCACCAUGUGAUGCAUGCACACUCCAGUCUUCUAACCCCCAACCAGUCUCCUACGUCCUCAGAGUCUAACCAGUACAAUGAGAGGGAGCAGGCAGAGAUCAGUAUUCUGGCGCAGCAGAUUUCCUCUCUGGCCAGAAGCUUUGACAUGUAUCACACGAUAAACCCCCUUCAGCCUACGGCUCACAGCCCCCUGCCCUCAGCCGGUGACUGGUCCCAGCACCCUCCUCACCCCUCUGUCCUUCCUCUCAAGUGUGACCUGGUCCUCGACGACGGUGUGAUCGACAGCAUCCUGAAAGACCUGGACACGGCCACAAGAAAAAGCAGCACGUCCGACCCCGCUGUUGUGUCGUACACCUAUCAGCAGGGUUUAGUGUGCAGCAGGAGCGGGCCCCGUCAUUUGGAGCAGGAGCCCCUCGGCCCCUCCACGGCCACCCCAGAGGAGACGCUGCCUGCAGAGCAGUUCACUGCCAUGGAUCCCUUCAGUUUGCAGUUGGCACGCUAUGACCAAAACACUGGGUUGCAUCAACUCAAUCACCAUAUGCACAUUAGCCUUCAGCAAGGUAAUUUAUAUUAACAGUGCAGUUACUACAUUCAUAAUCUGCUAAAGGUUACAGACAUUGACCUUUUACUUUACUAACAUUAUUUUCUGUCCACUUUCAGACGGACUUGCUAAAGAACACCUGUACUGAAAUAAGUCUGUGACUUACUGUACUAGCAGUUGUAUGACAUAUUGUCAGGACAAUCUUCCCUCGCUGGAUCCAAAGAAGAACAUGAGCAAAGACGUUUAAAGGACGUCUUUGCUCAGAAAGUUUCCCCUGCUGACGUAUUCGUGAAUCUAGAAAAGAAUCUUAAGCAGAUGCUGUUCUUUUCAGGACUACAGCUUUGUCUUCAUUCCUCCAGACUGCCGUCUAUUCUCUUUAGUGUUUUACUAUAUUUUAUGAAACAGGUACUGUCAACACUUACACGCUGACAUGGAGAUAUAUUUUUCUUCUAAUACGAAGUGACCACAGUUUACUAUCCAGCACUUUAUCAUGUCGUUGCCACCAGAGUUGUAUAAAUGAGAAGAUGAGACCUAGAAUUCAAACAAUUCUAAUCAAAUCAAAAGAAAGAGCCAUUUUAAAUACUUGUUAUUAGUGCCUUAAUACAUGUUUAAAAGUCAGUUUACUACAAGAUAAUAUUUGUAUUCCUUUUUUUAAGCGUCUCAUUUUUCGUGCCCUCAAUACUUUGAUGCUAAUAUGAAUAAUAAAAACAACCUCAGUCAGCGAGCAGUGAGAUAAUGAUGACUGUGAAUUCAACACCUACCUCAGUGGUACAUCUCACAGUUUUAUGAAUAAGUUAUAUUCAUGUCGACAGAGUGAACCUUACUCAAUGUGAAACUUUAUUCCUUCCACAUCAUUUGUUUUCCCCACGGUACAAAAAUUGUAAAUGUCUGAAUGUUCAUGUAAUUUGUGUUAU
Hippoglossus stenolepis (Pacific halibut) is the source of this 3170-nucleotide messenger RNA. It is a transcript of the gene npas4l, whose product is annotated as neuronal PAS domain protein 4 like. Gene Ontology annotation, molecular function: DNA-binding transcription factor activity, RNA polymerase II-specific; RNA polymerase II transcription regulatory region sequence-specific DNA binding; protein dimerization activity. The record is from RefSeq and is a predicted model, not a curated record. Gene Ontology annotation, biological process: regulation of transcription by RNA polymerase II. The coding region runs from base 1 to 2289 and encodes 762 amino acids. The transcript is spliced from 8 exons. NCBI's taxonomy places the organism in Eukaryota, Metazoa, Chordata, Actinopteri, Pleuronectiformes, Pleuronectidae.